AUGACUUCAAGUCUCCUCGAGACUGGGAGUACCCAGCUUAUCCGCAACACCGCAGCGCAGCAAUUGGCCGAUGUUCAAAAGCAGCAUCCAGAUGAAUUGUUCAAUCUCUUGACAAAAGUGGUCCCGUACCUGCGAUCAAAGUCAUGGGACACCCGAAUUGCGGCUGCCAAGGCUAUUGGUGGCAUCGUCGAGCACGCCGAGAAAUUUGACCCCAAUGCCGACGAGGCGCCCGUGAAAGACGAGACUCUUGUGAAAUCCGAGGUUGAACCUGCUUCGAAAUUGGAACUUCCAGGGGCUGCGCUUCCCGCUUCCGAGGACCAGCUUCGACUCGAGGAUCUCGAUAUUCAAUCUAUCCUUAAGUAUGGCAAGAAGUUGCUUGGCAGCGCAGGCAAGGAAUACGACUAUUCACUGGCCGCCCUCGAUCCUGCCGCCAGGUUGGCGCUCCAGAAGAAGAGCCUCACCGCCCGUCUUGGAUUAGGUGGCGAAUAUAUUGAAGAGGAUAUCGUCUCGGACAAGGAUUUCGCCGCUACCUAUCAGCCUACUUUUGCCCAACCGCCCAGCGUUCCUCGUCUAGACACGAGCCACUCAAAUGGCGGUCCACAGACACCUGCCGCCAUGACUCCUCAUGAUCCCACAGUACAGACGCCCAUCGACGAAUCGGGGCUCAGCAAGCGGCAAUUAAAUCAGUUGAAGCGGAAGAAUAAGCUCAAUGCCAAGAAUAAUGCGAACAAGGUCCGGGUUGUUGACCUCGCUGUGCGACGGUCGAGCACGGAUGUUCCACAGACACCAUCUGCUCCUGAACCGUACGCCAUUCGAGCCGGCAUCAAACGAGAAGAGUCCGAAGUCAAAAAGGAAGAAGACACCGCACCGGUCGACUACUUCUCGAUAGGUCGACAGGGAGGAGAUGAUGAUACCAAGGUGGUCUCCGAGUUUAAAGGCGCGGCAGUUCCCGAAAAGUCCGCUUUGCAAGCCGAUGUCGAAGAAGAAGGGCUCCAAUGGCCGUUUGAAAGGCUCUGCGAGGUUUUGAUGGUAGAUUUGUUUGAUCACAACUGGGAAAUCCGCCAUGGUGCUGCCAUGGGGAUACGCGAAGUCGUUCGCGUCCACGGCGCUGGCGCUGGACGUGAACAUGGCAAGAGUCGAGCAUUGAACGACCUAUUGAAUCGAGCAUGGCUCGACGACCUCGCUUGCCGCCUCUGCUGCGUGCUGAUGCUCGAUCGAUUCGGCGACUAUAUCUCUGACAAUGUAGUAGCUCCGAUACGUGAGACAGUUGGUCAGACACUCGGUGCGCUUCUCAAGCAUCUGCCGGAUGGUUCCGUCAACGCUGUGUAUCGCAUCCUCUAUAGGAUGGUGAUGCAGGAUGAUCUCGGCCUGAGCUUUCCGAUUUGGGAAGUCUGCCACGGCGGAAUGACCGGACUUAGAUACCUUGUUGCUGUGCGAAACGAUCUCCUCCUCAAGGACAAUGAGCUCAUCGAUGGUGUUAUUCGCGCAGUGUUGAAAGGUUUAGGAAAUUUCGAUGACGACGUCCGAUCGGUCAGUGCUGCGACUCUCAUACCUAUCGUUCAAGAACUAGUCACUCUUCGACCGGCUGCGCUAGACAAGGUGAUUGACAUCGUCUGGGACUGCUUUUCCGACCUCACCGAUGACCUGAGCGCAAGUACUGGCUCGGUCAUGGAUCUUCUUGCCAAGCUCUGUAGCUUCCCUCAAGUUCUCGACGCGAUGAAGCGGAAUGCCGCCAAUAAUCCUGAGCAUUCAUUCGCUUUGCUGGUGCCACGGCUCUAUCCUUUCCUUCGCCAUACAAUUACUAGCGUCCGCUCUGCUGUUCUUCGCGCGCUCCUCACGUUUGUCGACAUUGAGGGCAGCGGGACGAAAGAAUGGGUGGAUGGUAAAAUCCUACGCUUAAUGUUCCAGAACUUGCUGGUCGAAAAGAACGAAGGAGUCUUGAGAUCCUCUUUGCAAGUCUGGAUUGCCUUGGCCAGAAUCCUCUCAGAACAAGGCCACGUUCGAUUCGCCGCUGAGUUUAGACCGCACCUCGAUCCGUUGGUCACAUUGACGUUGCAUCCUAUCGGUGUCUCCCGUCAUCCCAUUCCUAUGGAACCAUCGCUCUUUAUGCGUCCAUCUGGCCAGCCGUACGCGCCUCCGAGCGUUACAGCUCGGAAACCGUCACCGACAAAUGGAACCGAGCCAGCGUCCAAGAGGAGGCGCAAAUCAGAAAAGAAAGAAGAACCGCCCCCAACCGCGCACAAUAUCGAUGGUGCCAUGAUUCAAGGCGAUGUCGAUCUGGUGGGCGCCGACGUCUUGAUCAGAUCAAAAAUAUACGCCGCCCAAGCGCUCGGAAAAGCAAUGAGUCUGUGGCCCAGUGACACGUGCCUUGAAGUUUUCGGACCAAGGCUGCUACCUCACUUGCAAUCACUUUACUCUACGACACAGCUCACUACCGCGAUGAUCCUCGAGGAAUAUGCUCGGCUGUGCAAUGACUUUGGCUCGCCAGGCCAAAACCCUGUGGAAACCAUCAGUCAAACCCUGCAGCCAUUGGUGGAAGGCGAGCGGCCACCGACGUAUGGAGAUCUGGUCAGCUACACGCAAGUCGCCCGGGCACAGUGUCAUUCCUUGUUGAACACGUUUAGAGAAGUUGGAAGGAUUUCGGGCUCAAAGAUACCUUCAAUCGCAGUUGUCGUCCAGGGUGAUCCCGAUGCUGGCCCUGACGCCUUCUCGAUCGCUAACGCGGAGAAAAUUGUGGAUCAAGAUUUCGAUAGGCUGAAGAAGCUGUUGACGCCAGCCCAGCGUGUCACUUGCCUCCAGGCACUCAACGAUGCUCGACAGAACGCCAUCACCGCCAUCGAGGAGGCCAAGUCAAUGAAGGAAGUCAGGGACAUGCGUAUCAGAGCCGCCGCAGCUAGUGCUAUAAUCUCCUACAAGGUUAUCCCGAAGAAGCCUAGUCAGUUGAUCAAGGGUGUCAUGGAUAGCAUCAAGAAGGAAGAAAACAUUGAGCUUCAGACGCGAUCGGCAAAUGCUGUUGCCUCUAUGAUGGAGCAGUACGCCACCUCGGGGCGACGCGGGCCAGUUGACAAGGUCGUCUCCAAUCUCGUCAAAUUCUGCUGUGUGGAUACUUCGGAGACACCCGAAUUCCAUCCAAACGCCCACCUGGAGAAUGCGAUUCUGUCACUACGGAAGGAGGAAGACCGACGAGAUCAUCCCGAUGCUGCCAAGUUUGAGAGAGAAGCCAGAGAAGCCAGGAUCAUGCGACGUGGCGCCAAGGAAGCGCUCGAACAGCUGUCUGGUAUAUUCAAAGCCGAACUUUUCGAGAGGGUUCCGGCCCUCAAGAGCUUGAUCGAGAGUCCUCUUAGGACUGCGUUCUCUGAAAAUCUCCCAGCGGAUAUCAGGAAUCCUGAUAGUACUCUAGGCCAAGAGGUCGUCGAUGGCCUCUCCACUAUCCGAGCAUUAGUACCCAAGUUCGACGCCGGUCUCCACCCCUUCAUUCUCGAGCUCCUACCGUUGGUCAUCAAGGGUAUGCAAUCGGACCUCUCGGUCCUUCGAUAUGCCGCAGCCAAAUGUUUCGCCACCGUGUGCAGUGUCAUUACCGUCCAGGCGAUGACGACUCUCGUGGAGAAAGUACUACCUUCCAUUAACAACGCGCACGAGAUUCGAUGGCGCCAGGGAGCUAUUGAAUGCAUCUAUCAUCUAAUUCACGUAAUGGAAGAUAACAUUCUUCCCUACGUCAUUUUCUUGAUUGUCCCUGUUCUUGGUCGUAUGAGCGAUUCUGAUACUGAUAUCCGACUUCUUGCGACCACGAGUUUUGCUACUCUAGUGAAAUUGGUACCUCUAGAAGCUGGUAUUCCGGACCCACCGGGACUGCCAGAGCAACUGCUCAAAGGUAGAGAGCGAGAGAGAAAGUUCAUUGCCCAGAUGCUUGACCCUCGCAAAGUGGAGCCUUUUGAAAUACCGGUAGCUAUCAAAGCCGAGCUUCGCUCAUAUCAACAAGAGGGUGUCAAUUGGUUGGCCUUCCUCAACCGCUAUCAUCUCCACGGCGUUCUUUGUGAUGAUAUGGGUCUUGGAAAAACUCUGCAGACGCUUUGCAUGGUCGCCAGCGAUCACCAUAUGCGCGCCGAGGAGUUUAACAAAACACAGGCAUCUGAUGUUCGACGGUUACCAUCACUUAUCGUUUGCCCCCCGACGCUCUCCGGGCAUUGGCAACAAGAGAUCAAGACAUACGCCCCCUUUCUAUCCUUUGUUCCUUAUGUAGGACCUCCGGCAGAUCGCAGCCGCUUUCGGUCACAGUUGGCUCACGCCGAUGUCGUCAUUACUUCAUAUGAUAUUUGUCGUAAUGACAUUGAUGUCCUUGCUCCCAUCAACUGGAACUACUGCGUUCUGGACGAAGGUCACCUCAUCAAAAACCCAAAGGCCAAGGUGACAUUAGCGGUCAAGCGGCUUAUCAGCAACCAUCGUCUCAUCCUCUCGGGUACCCCUAUUCAAAACAAUGUGCUGGAACUUUGGUCGCUCUUUGAUUUCUUGAUGCCUGGAUUCCUGGGUACGGAAAAGGUUUUCCUUGACAGGUUUGCGAAGCCCAUUGCAGCGAGCCGCUUCAGCAAAUCUUCCUCCAAGGAGCAAGAGGCUGGCGCUCUCGCUAUCGAAGCCCUCCACAAGCAAGUUCUGCCGUUCCUUUUGCGCAGACUUAAGGAAGAAGUGCUUGAUGAUCUGCCACCGAAGAUCAUUCAGAAUUACUACUGUGACUUGAGCGAUCUUCAAAGAAAGCUCUUUGAGGACUUUACCAAAAAGGAAGGAAAAUCUCUUGCCGAAAAAGCGGCUAGUGGCGAUAAGGAGUCGAAGCAACACAUAUUCCAGGCAUUGCAAUACAUGCGCAAGCUGUGCAACUCACCGGCGCUCGUGAUGAAGGAAGGCCAUAAGCAGUAUGACCAAGUACAGAAACAACUCGCUAUGCGGAAUACAAACCUUCGGGACACGGCACAUGCUCCGAAACUUACCGCGUUGCGAGACCUUCUCGUUGACUGUGGCAUUGGCGCCAAUCCCUCGGCGGAAGGAGACCUGACGACCGAAGCCAGUUAUGUUAGCCCUCACCGCGCACUUAUUUUCUGUCAAAUGAAGGAGAUGCUCGACAUUGUCCAAAAUGACGUUCUCCGCAAAUUGCUUCCCUCUGUGCAAUUUCUGCGCCUAGACGGUAGCGUUGAGGCGAAUCGUCGACAAAGCAUCGUGAACCAAUUCAAUACAGACCCUAGUUACGACGUUCUUCUCCUAACGACAAGUGUCGGAGGUCUCGGUUUGAACUUGACGGGGGCCGAUACCGUCAUAUUCGUGGAACACGACUGGAAUCCUCAAAAGGAUAUGCAGGCCAUGGACCGUGCCCAUCGAAUCGGACAGAAGAAGGUUGUCAAUGUUUAUCGGUUGAUCACUCGGGGUACACUUGAGGAAAAGAUCAUGAGCCUUCAACGGUUCAAGAUCGAUGUUGCCUCGACGGUGGUCAAUCAACAAAACGCCGGCCUCGGUACAAUGGAGACGGGCGAGAUCCUCGACCUUUUCAGUCUUGGUGAAACAGCCGACGGGAUUCAAAACCCGAGUGACGUGGGCAACGAGGAAGACAUGGUCGAUGCUACUGGUGAGGUUCGCGAAAAGGGCAAAAAGGGCCUUCUUGAUGAUCUCGGCGAGCUUUGGGACGAUAAACAGUACGAGGAAGAGUACAACCUGGAUUCGUUCCUGGCCAGUAUGAAGGCUUGA
Molecule: messenger RNA, 5727 nt
Organism: Xylona heveae TC161
Lineage: Eukaryota; Fungi; Ascomycota; Xylonomycetes; Xylonales; Xylonaceae
Product: transcriptional accessory protein
Exons: 3
Coding region: 1-5727 (1908 amino acids)
Molecular function (GO): TBP-class protein binding; ATP-dependent chromatin remodeler activity; ATP binding
Source: RefSeq, a predicted model, not a curated record